Molecule: messenger RNA, 957 nt
Organism: Oppia nitens
Lineage: Eukaryota; Metazoa; Arthropoda; Arachnida; Sarcoptiformes; Oppiidae
Exons: 6
Coding region: 16-957 (313 amino acids)
Source: RefSeq, a predicted model, not a curated record
AUUUUAUUUACAAAAAUGAUUAAUUAUUGCUUUAUAUUGUUUUACUCAGUUUUAAUUAUAACAACUAUCGAUGGCAAAGAUGAAAACGAUUGUGUUAUGCAACGCAUUCAUGAGUGCCAACAAAAUCAUAAAAUUAAUCCCCGAUUUUAUCCAACGGAUUUGGAUCAACUCAAACAGUAUUGCAGGACUAUUGAACAAAAUGACGAGUGUUUGAGUACAGUGGGGUCACAGUGUCUGAACGAUACGGCAAAUGUUAACACAGAGGAUGUGAUCAAUCAUAUGAAUAAACAAACGACUCCUCAUUAUAGAGAUAUUUGCAAUUAUACCUCAACUUAUAGCAGAUUGUUUGUUAAGUAUGGGAAGUGUCUGAAGGAAACGGUUUCCGAACAAAAUAAAUGUCAAAACAAAUACCGGGUUUUGAUUCAGUCUAAAGAAGACUUAUUGUUAACUGUGGGCUAUUCACGCAAUAAUAGCAGAAGUGAUAAUUACCAGAAAAUUAGACAAAUUUGUUGUUGGUGGGCUGAAUACCAGACCUGUGCCAUGAAGAUGGCAAUCGACCGGUGCGGACAACAAGCGGCCGUUCUUCUCAAUGAAGAGUUUCAUAAACUCCAUACAAGCAGUUCUACUGCUAAGAUGCUGACCUACAGGUCAUGUCUACCGCAGGACCAGUCCUACACAUUUCCCGCCUGUUUUCUUGACCAUUCACUCGAACCAAACCCAAUGUCGGUAAUUAUGGAUAACAAUGAAUUAGACGUCGAAGAAAACAGUAGAAUCAAAGAUUUACAGCAAACUCUUCAAAAUAAAGAUCUCAAUGGUUAUAAUCAAUCGGAUUUCACGCAUUUGAUUGAGGCAUCAACUUAUAACUCGGCCACCGAUUUGUGUCCACAUUUGAUUGUAACAUUCACUCUAUACUUAUUAACUUUUAUUAAAUUCACCUGUAAUCAACAAAUAAAAUAA